This is a messenger RNA of Brachypodium distachyon (stiff brome), 1638 nucleotides long. RefSeq lists its product as uncharacterized. Lineage: Eukaryota; Viridiplantae; Streptophyta; Magnoliopsida; Poales; Poaceae. The transcript has 2 exons. The coding region runs from base 90 to 1067 and encodes 325 amino acids. The record is from RefSeq and is a predicted model, not a curated record.
CUAGCCAGCCGCCUCCCUCUCCAUUACUCAUUCGCUCGCUCGCUCGCUCGCUCGCUCCUCUGCUGCGUUCCUUCGUCUCCAGCUCCGGCAUGUCAGGAAGCUACGCCUCGCGGCUCCGCUCCGGCGGCGGCGGCGGCGUGGGAGCAGGCGGCGGCCUGGGCACGACGACGGUCCUCGCGGCGAAGGUGGUGUUCGCGUCGGCGGCGGUGGCGGCGGCGGCGUCCCUGGCGCGGGGGCUGGCGGUGCCGCAGCUCGUCGUGUCCGUGGCCGCCGGCGCCGACGCCUUCCUCUGGAAGCUCUACCUCUUCGUCGCCGUCCACGUCAUCAUCUUCGUCAUCUGGAAGCUCUCCGACGGCCACAAGCACUUCCACCACAAGGACCCCUGGGUCGACGACGACGGCGGCGUCAAGAGGAAGGAGGACUUCGUCUCCGUCUCCGGCGCCGAUGCGAUCCAGGCCGGACUGGCCCGCCGCAAGGAUUCAUGGGCCGCUCCCGCGGCCCGCGGCCCACCUCCGCCGCCGGUCGUGUCCGGAUUCAUCCCCAAAGAGGAGUUCUGCUCCACCGCCGGGUAUGGCGUCCCGCCGUUGCAGAAGAAGUUCUCUCCUAUGGAGGAAGUCGUCUCCCCCGACUCCGGCGCCUGCGAGUCGUGCGUCACUACCACGGAGUACGAAGAGGCGGACGAUUCUUCCUCCCCCGCAGCCGCCGCCGACGAGUGGCGGAGCGUGGCGCCGGCGCCACUGCAACGCGCGGACCUCUCGCUGCCGCUUCCGCCGCCAGCUAUGGCAGCCGCGGCCAUGGACCACUGCUUCGACGCCAACGCCGCCGCCGAUGACGGCGGCGACGACGACCUGGACGCCACGUGGAACGCCAUCAUGCAGAAGAAGCGUCCUUCGACGGCGCCGGCUUCUUCCACUCCUCCGGCGCCGCAAGCGCCUGCGCCGCCCCCGGCGGCGGCGGUGGCGGCGCGGCCGAGAGCCCGCGAGCCGUCGGUGGGCGCGGCGGAGCUGAGCAAGCGCGCCGACGACUUCAUCAAGAAGAUCCACAACUCCUUCGGCCGGCAGCAAUGAUCUCCCCGAACCAAAACCCCAAAGCAAAUCUCUUAGCUAAUGUAAAGAAGACAUCUUCGCUUAGUUUUAUUUUCCUUUUCUUUGGUGUGCCGCGAUCGAAUCGAAGAGAUCGCCGGAGGGAGCAGAGCAGAGGCGAGUUCAUCAGAUCAUUACCCGUUAGGCUGUGAAGGUUCUGGAUGGAUGGAUGGAUGGAUGGUGGUGCACUGUGGGGGAGUAGCUAGCUAGCAAGAGAUGAUCCUGACCUUAAUGGGCUGAAAUGAUGGUUUUGAGUUGGUGGUGCUUAGUUGUUAGGUUCUUCUCUCCUUUUUAGUCGGUUGCCCUUUGGUGGCCUGGCCUGACAUCUGUUCUUAGCUUUCCCUACAGCUCUUUCACUGAUUAUAACAGUGCUAAUUAUGGUGCUAAAUAUGCUCUUGGGUAGUGGGCGUGCUUGUGAUUAUAAACUGUUGGUUGCCACAUGGUGUUGUCUGGAUAUGCCAGCCACAAGUCAAUGCCCCAUGCCACCAUCUUGUUCCAUGUCACUUCUGCUGUUUGCCAUGCCAUGAUCAUCAUUUUUGAAUUAAAUUAGCUGGAA